AUGCAUGCCGAAAAUGUUCUCAUCUUCUUUGGAUCCCUGAGGACCUUGCGCCGUGCGUUUAGACAUCUGUGGCGUCGUGAAUCGCAAGAACCCGAUGCACCCUUUCUGAAGAUCGAUGACGAUCCCUCGAUUCAAGCUGUGGACAUGCACGACACUAGCUUGCAGGUCUUUUUGGCCUUGUAUGAGCUUGGUGGCUCUCAAUGGACGAUCGACUUUGAACUACCUUUGCGCUCGGUAGCGGUCCACACUCGAGUCCGUCACGCGUGA
Messenger RNA from Penicillium pulvis, 267 nucleotides. RefSeq lists its product as uncharacterized. The coding region runs from base 1 to 267 and encodes 88 amino acids. The record is from RefSeq and is a predicted model, not a curated record. The transcript is spliced from 2 exons. Lineage: Eukaryota; Fungi; Ascomycota; Eurotiomycetes; Eurotiales; Aspergillaceae.